This is a messenger RNA of Propithecus coquereli (Coquerel's sifaka), 7571 nucleotides long. Its product is annotated as interferon-induced very large GTPase 1-like. Gene Ontology annotation, molecular function: GTP binding. The record is from RefSeq and is a predicted model, not a curated record. The transcript has 2 exons. Bases 104 to 7345 code for a protein of 2413 amino acids. NCBI's taxonomy places the organism in Eukaryota, Metazoa, Chordata, Mammalia, Primates, Indriidae.
UUCAGUUCUCUCUCACACGGUUAGUCUCAGAGAAAGAACCUACUCUCCAUGCAGAUCUCUCUGCAGCAAUCUGAAGACACAAACUUAGCCUUGGGACACAGCCAUGGACACAGCAGAAGACAACCCUGUUGAGCCUGUCCCUAGAGACAAAAGGAGGCAAGAUCUCGAAAAGAUGCUGAAAGAAGUAGGCCUGGCUAUUGAGUACUGGCUUCCUAAGCUUCAGGAACACCUGGGUGUGACUUGUCCCCAGGCCUUACAACACAUAGAGGAAAAAGACCUCCAGAAGCUGAAAUCCCAGGCAAAAUAUACAUGGGAAGAAAGGGCCCUGGAAAAGCUUCUGAACCUGGCACACUCAAAUAGUGUGUCAGAGUUACAGAAGUCUCAAAUAGAGAAGAAAAAGGAAAAGCAAGAGCAGGCAGCACAGUUGCUGAAGGAGCUGAAGGACUUGAUGUCACAAGGAAAGCAGAGAAAAGAAGAAGCAGUAAUGAGCAAAGAAGCAGAGCUAAGGGAAGCAAUGGACAUCCCCAAAGAGUAUUGGCCAUCUUCUAAAAUAUCCCUAAAAGAAGUCAUAGACGACAUGCAGAAACAACUUGAACUCACAGAGCUGGAACUACCCCAGUGGCAAAACCUCCCAGAUAAAGAUUUGGUGAGCCGGGCAUCUGGAGGGCUGGCCCUCGAGGGAAUUUACAAAACCACUGAGCAAGGAGGCCUGAUAGAGAAGAAAGAAAAGCUACUCAGAGUCCCCAAGGACUUCUCACUCUCUGGUUCUAGGCAGGGCACACGGAUGGAAACAGUAGAAUUUACAUCUUCUGAAGAAGAAUCCAAGUUCACUCAGAAAAUAGAGAAGAAGGGAUUUAGUGCAAUUAUCUCAGGCAAAGGUGAAGGUUGGGGAGGUUGUCUCGAAGCUGGUUUUGAUUACAGCAAGCAUUCAAAAUUCAAGAAAACUCAACAAAAACAUUCUGAGCAUUCUUAUUUCUGCUCAACCAAGUUCAGCUACAUUCCCCUGGCCUCCUGCUACUUUCCCGUUGAUCAGCUCCAGUUAUCUAAUGCUGCUCUUGAGGAAUUAAAAUACAUUGAAGACCUUCUGCAUCAGACAGCAGACUCAGACAGAUCCUCCUUACUGAGACACAGGGCUGAAAGCUUCUUCCACAGGUUUGGCUCUCAUGCUAACCAAGGCCCUCUGCACCUGGGGGGCAUCUACUGGUGGAAAGCCGUUUUAGAGGGUUUCCACAGUAAGCAGUUGGAGGAAGUGAAACAGCAGUCAGCAAAGGCCCUGGAUAUUUUCGUAAGGAGCAGCUUCAGUACACUUCCAGUGAAAUUUGCUGGAGGUGUGACUGUGUCAGACUCUGAUUCAAACACAACCUCUCAGACAAAAACUUCCCAAAAUCUCCAAGCUAAAGUCCAAUUAUCUGCGUCCCAGACAGGUGGCCCACCAGAAGCAAAUAGCUUUAUCCAGUGGAAAGCUGGCCUCGUUGUCAGUAAUAUAAACUGGUUUGUCAUUGACCAGGAACUUCAUCUGGUGCCCAUUUGGGACAUCAUCCUCUCCAGCCACAGAAGUGAUUUUAAGUAUCCUUCUAAGGUGGCUGACUAUCUGAAAGACCACUACACUGCUAUGACUAGCCAUACUGCCCACAUCCAGGAUGAAGAGGAAUUACUAAGUGCUAGUAAGGAGACUAGGGCUUUCCUAGAGGGUUUGAAAUCUUGGAAGAUAUCUGAUCCUGAAGAGCAGCUUGAAAAACUGAUAAAUUUCAUGCAAACAUUGAGUCAAAAACUAGGCAGUUAUGACCCUUGGAUUAACAUAUGCCUCACAGACUGGCAUCUGCAGAAUUUUCUAGUAAAAAUUGUCAACUUUUGCAAAGAAACUUCCAAUUAUAAAACUAAAUUUAUUAAAUGUCAGUUGGAUGUCCUUCUGUAUCCUCACAUAUACAGAGUAACAAACUUCCCUCAGACUCACUCCCUCAUACAGUGGAUCUAUGAGUCAGAGUCAGAGCAAGAGCAAGUCAACAUUUCCCAAUUUUCUGAAUUAAUUAAAAUCUUACAAGAAGCCGAGAAUGACCUCAUGGAAGCAAAGGUCAAAUCUGAGUGCCCAGAAACAGUGGAGAAAUCUCAAAGAAAGGCCACUUACAAGGUCAGUAGGGCUCUCCACUGCUUCUUGAAUAAACUCCAAGAAACAGACCAGCCAGACACACAGCUCUUGCUACUUUCCAUUGCAGCUGGUGCAGGAUAUCAUGUGGAAAACAAUACUUUCCAGUAUCUCCUGAGGUGUGAUGAGUUAAACUUCCUACUGGAUGAAAUUCAAACUGCAUGGAAUAAAUACCAGGAGCUCAAAAAUAUUUGCAGCUACAGGGCUCAAGCAUUCCUGGUGCUCACAGGUCUGACAGCCACAACUGGAGUCACAGCUAUAUCUCCAAAAGAGAAAACACAGCGCAUGGCAUUAAUAAGACAUCACAUGGGAAACUCAUUUUCUAAAGAAGUUGAACAUGUUCUCACGAAACCUGGAGCAGAUCAUGAUUGGGAAAACCUCGAGAAAGACUUACAAUUGCUUAUUGAUGGAGAUUAUGAAGGCACCAUCUCUUCUUCUCAAGUGGAUGAGGUGAGAAAACAAUUGCAGAGUCUCUUCCAUGAAAAGAAACAGCCCUGUAAACCACAUGAUAAUGAAAAUGAGAAAUGGGAGGUGAUAGAAAAUGGAGCCUUCCUAGACUUACUCCAGCGUCUAGGCCUAGAACAUGACUACCCAAAAAGGAUGAGCCAAGCUAACUUCCAUCUGAUCUACAAGACUUCUGUGUACAAAACCCAGCCCAGCUCUGAACGGGAGCUUCCCUUCUAUUUUCUGCAGAAGCUAAUGAUGCUAGAUUAUAAGCUGAGAUACCUGGUCUUCAAAGAUGAUAGAAACACAGAACACCAAGUCUAUUCAAGUGCCUCUAAUCAGGAAAAUGAAGCAUUUGAUCCAUUUGAUGACAGUGAUACUCCCACUAAGCCUUCAGACACUAAACCUAGACCCCACAUUCACCCAGUGGAUAUUCAGAUGGCAAUUUUUCACUGUGCAGAUGAUUUUGCCAGACAAUACAUUUUGACCAAACUUUCCAUUUGUCAGUUUGCCCUCCCUCUGGUGGUGCCUAAUCCCUGCACUUCUCAAAUUGAAUUUUCUCUCUGGUCUCUCAGACAAAUUAGGAGAAGUUGGCAGCAAGGGAAGAAGAGGAGUUACAAAAAUCAGCAGAUGUGUCGUGUCUCUACCCCUAUUGUGUCCUUUAUUAGAGUUGGAAAUGGCUUCUCUUCUUCCAAAUCUCAGAUCAUCAACUGUCUUCUCAGUAAACAAAAACAUGAUGUGUUUUUUCACCGACACUGCAGAGGAAACAGCAAAGACUGUCUUUUGAUGAGAGGAAUGGUGGAGAUGUGUUGGUUCUGUCCUGGAGGGGACGAUGAGGACAGACUUGACAACUGUGUGACUUUCAUGAAUCUUCAUGGAGAUGCAAAGGAACAUGAGCGGCAGCUCGCUUUCCUGAAGAAGGUCUCUUCUCUCAUUGUGGUGCUCAUGUCAACUUCUGAUAACAAUGAAGAAAACCGAAAAAUUGUCCGUGACAUGGGGCAGUCAUCAAGACCUUUGAUCUGCUUGCUUGAUAACAAAGAAAAAACCACGGCCAAAACUUCCAGCCAAAAAGUGACAAUUGGCAUCAGGAAUAGAAAUGCAGCAGAAUUAACAGAAGAGCUCAUAACCACAAUCAGACGUUUGCUAGAGCUCUCUUGCAAUGCUCUCAGCUUAGAGGACUGUUCCCGGAUUGCUCGUGAGCAAGGAUUCCUUAUUGAUGAAGACCAGAGAGAUUGCAAGGAAGCCAAAGAAAAGGCACAGAGUCUAAUGGCUCUUCUGGGAGAAAUGAAGUUGUCUCGGAUGAAGGAAAAUUUACUACCCCUUCAGGGACAACUGUGGCAUCUCUGGUGUAAGAGGGACAAAGAACUCUAUCGUCUGAGAGAAAAGGGAAAUCGGAGCAUUGAACAAUACAAGAGUGAGAUUGAGACAGAUAAGCAAAAAAUACGGCACAAUCAGCUGACUAAAGCUGUUUCUCUCAAUAAUGUAAUGCAGUCUUUCCUUCAGAUUCUCCAUGAAAAUUCAGAAACUCAUACCAAACUCUACUUCUUGCAGUGGCUGAGUGUGUUUUUAGACAAUCUGACUGCAGAACACUUGGAAAAACAGUAUGAGAAGCAUAGCUCUUUGUGGUCACCGAUACAAACAGAAAAGGAGGAGGCACCUAACGGCAACUCUCUGAAAUACCAGCAAAAUGAAAUAGAAGUCAUCUCCAAAGAGAUUAGUGACUGUACCUUGGGAAUUGGGCAAUUUCUCAGAGAAGCUGGCCAGAUUUAUGAAGCUCUAGAAGAAACUUCCUCCCCAAAAGAUACCCUUCUUCUCUCCCUUCCCCGCAUUGCUGCAGAUCUGGUAAUAUCUGGUAUUCCCAUUGAGCUGAUGGAUGGAGAUGCUUCAUAUGUGCCCUUGAAGUGGAUAGCAGCUGUUUUUGACAAGGUCUCUGAGGAACUUGGAGACAAACGGGUGUUUGUUCUCUCUAUUCUUGGUCUGCAGAGCUCAGGGAAGUCCACCCUGCUAAAUGCCCUUUUUGGGCUGCAGUUCACUGUCGGUUCAGGGAGGUGUACCCAGGGGGCCUACAUGCAGCUCCUGAAGGUGAAGAAGACAUUCACAGAGGAACUUGGCUUUGACUUUAUGCUUGUUGUGGACACAGAAGGACUUCGAUCCCCACAAUUCAGCAACAAAUCCCAGAAUAGGGACAAUGAGUUGGCAACCUUUGUCAUUGGACUUGCAAACUUGACUCUGAUCAAUAUUUUUGGGGAGAAUCCAUCAGAGAUGCAGGAUAUCUUACAAAUAGUUGUCCAAGCCUUUCUGAGGAUGAAACAGGUAAAAAUCUUCCCAAGUUGCCUCUUUGUCCACCAGAAUGUGGGAGACGUUACAGCUAAUUACCAAACUAUGGAAGGACGAAGGUUGCUACAGCAGAGACUAGAUGAAAUGGCAGCAAUAGCUGCUAAACAAGAACAGUGCUCAGACGUAACCUGCUUCAGCGAUGUCAUUAAGUUUGAUGUCAACACUCACGUCUACUACUUUGCUCAUCUUUGGGAUGGUAAUCCCCCAAUGGCCCCUCCCAAUCCUCGCUAUAGCCACAAUGUCCAGGAACUGAAAUGUAAAAUUCUUAUGACUGCUGAACAGGAAUCCAGGGGAAAUAUCAUGAAGAUAUCAGAUGUAAAAUUCCGAGUUCAAGAUUUGUGGAGAGCCCUGCUGAACGAGAACUUUAUUUUCAGUUUCAGGAACACCCGAGAAGUCAUGGCCAUGAGCAAUCUGGAAACCAGGUAUAACCACUGGAGCUGGGAGCUAAGGAGUCACAUGCUGGGCUUACAGAACCAGCUGAUCAACCAGAUUCAGAAUGGAAAAAUUCAGACAUUCAAAUCAAGCACACUUGAGGCUGCAGUUACAGAAAAAUAUGAAGCUAUUGAGCAAGAACUGGAAAAAUAUUUCAAUGAAGACCCAGAGAGUGAAAUACUGGUUCAAUGGAAAGCAAAUUUUAAAAAUAAGCUAAUAAUCCUUCAAGACACACUUAUUUCAGAGAUCAAAAGUAAAGCCAAUGAACUUAUUAGUUGUAAAAAAAGUCAAGAAAGGCUGGAUAAGAAAAAGACAGAUUAUGAAAACGAAUUAUUGGAAAAGAGCCAAAAGUUGGCUUUAACUGUAAAGGAUAGAGAAUUGAGUGAGGAAGAGUUACAUGAGAAAUUCAAUCAACUUUGGGAAAAAUGGGUCUAUGAUGUGUCCCCAACUCUACCUCAAGUCACAGAGCCUGACCCUGAUGGGGAUUGUGAAGACAUCCUUUUCCACCAUUUCAAAAAGGAGAUAAACAUACUGAAGACUUCUGGAAAAAAGUUUCAAAUCAAUUUUGAUGAACAUGUCAAAAUGAAUAAGAACUAUACAUUAGGGAUCUGUGAUAAAGAGUCCAUUAAUAGGAUUACUGACUCCAUUGUUUCAAAAUGUAUUGAAACUAUUAACAGCAUUCACAAGCAACAGUGUGAUUAUAAUGCAAUUUAUUUCGAGAAAAUCCUAAAAAUAAUAGAGGAGGAAGUUAAAUCUGCAUCCUCUGAGGAAGGAUAUACAUUUACAAGUAAAUAUACCAUGGACUUAUCUUUGUGUUUAUUGCAAAAAGCAUCGGAGAUUUUUAAGCAAAUGCACAGGGAAUUUAAGAGAGCAAAUGAUCCUGUACAAUAUUUGGAAAGCAAGAAAGAUGACUUCUUCACGAGUUUUAAGAUCUCCUGCCAAGGAGCAACCUCCAUAAAAACGUUUGUUGAUUAUCUGUGGGACAAGCUAACUCGUGCUGUCUCCACCGCCAUAUGGAAAAAAAUGACCAUUAAAAUAGCUGAGGACAUGCAAGCUACCUGCCCUGCAGUCAAUGGAGACAGGGCUAACCUGGAGAAACACAUUCUCAUCUCUCUGGCAGAAGAGGAGAACUUUGAUAAUUAUUGGCAAUACCUUCAUAAUCCAAAAUCAUUUUUUAGGAGUUACAUUGAAAACUGUAUUAACAGAUAUUGUUCAGACAAAGGAAGUGAAAAAAUAAAGACUCUUUUAAAAAUAAGUUUAGAUGGCAUCAAGAGUAUCAUCCUCUCUUCCAUUCAUGAAUCCAUAGCAAUAGCUAAAGAUAAAAGCAGCACUGCGUCUGAGUGGUUGGAUUUGUUCUGUGAUUGCCUGGGAAGCAACUUGAUCUUUCCACGAAAAGACUUGAAAAACAUUGAACACCAGGAGAUAAAAGAUAUUGAGUUUCUCAAAGAAGCCAUGAGUACAGCUUUGGAUCCUGCAAUGAAGGGAGUAGAGCAAAAUUGUUCAGGUAUGCUUCCAGAAAAACUGAUUGCUGAAAUAGAGAAAAUCCUCUCUGGACAUCUCAGUGGCUGCUGGAAACAAUGUCCUUUCUGUAAAGCAAUUUGUACAAACACUAUUCCUACACAUAAAAACCACAGUACUCCCUUCCACCGUCCUGAGGCUGUCAAUGGGUGGUAUAAAGAUACAACAGAUCACUUUAUCAUUGAUUUCUGUACUAGUUCUGUAGAAAGCAAGCAUGGAAUAAUUUUGGAAGAUAAUCGGAAAAGCUUAUAUAGGAACUAUCAGCAGGCAGGAGGAGAUUAUGCCACAUGGAGUAUUACCCCAGUUGUAUCCACCCAGCCAUAUUGGAAAUGGUUUAUCUCUAACUUCAGAUCAAAGCUAGAAGAAAAAUAUCAGAAAAAAUUCAAAGGUAGGGGUGAAAUCCCUGAUGCAUGGGCAAAAAUCACAAAGCAGACCGUGCUCGAGGACUUGAAAGACAAUAAUACUCAAUAACCACAAAAGAGCCUCUGUAUCUAAACAAAAGAGUCACAAUGCCUGAACAAUCUUAAAACAACACCUCUUUACAAUUAGAACCUUCAUUAUUUCCAUUCUUAAAAUGAAAUGUGAAAAAAUAAAACAAUUAACAUUUCAAGAGUUGAAGAGUUCCUGUGAAUGGUGUUCAUUUCUCUCUGCCACAAUUCCUUCUGGUUUAAAAACAAAUUACUAAAAUAUGUGUAUA